Dryobates pubescens (Downy woodpecker) is the source of this 2940-nucleotide messenger RNA. RefSeq names its product bestrophin-1. Gene Ontology annotation, molecular function: chloride channel activity. Bases 240 to 2537 code for a protein of 765 amino acids. Lineage: Eukaryota; Metazoa; Chordata; Aves; Piciformes; Picidae. The transcript is spliced from 10 exons. The record is from RefSeq and is a predicted model, not a curated record.
GACAACAGAGUCUCUUUUGUAAUGGGGAAGGAUUAUGGCAUCAAGUGACCGGCUGCAGCUCCCAAGUGGGUUUCAGGCUCCUUAGCACACCGUGUCUGUCAGGUCCAAUCCCCCCCAUGAGCCAAGGGGGCACGAGGAGGCGGGACGUGGCGUGGGCCACAAAGCACCCAGCGAGGACACGUGUGGGAGCAAACCUCCACAGCCUCCAGCACAGCUCAGGACUCCAUCACUGAGCUGUGAUGACUGUGACCUACACCAACCGCGUGGCUGACGCCCGCCUGGGCACCUUCUCACAGCUCCUGCUCCAAUGGAAGGGAAGCAUCUACAAACUUCUCUACUCUGAGUUCCUUAUUUUCAUCUCUCUCUACUUCACCAUCAGUCUUGUCUACAGGCUGAUCCUGAGUGAGAGCCAGAGGCUGAUGUUUGAGAAGCUGGCACUCUACUGCAACAGCUAUGCUGAGCUAAUCCCCGUGUCCUUUGUGCUGGGUUUCUACGUGGCUCUGGUGGUGUCCCGCUGGUGGGCUCAGUACGAGAGCAUCCCCUGGCCCGACCGCAUCAUGAACCUGGUGUCCUGCAACGUGGAUGGGGAGGACGAGUACGGGCGGCUGCUGCGCCGCACGCUGAUGCGCUACAGCAACCUCUGCAGCGUCCUGAUCCUGCGCUCCGUCAGCACCGCCGUCUACAAACGCUUCCCCAGCAUGGAGCACGUCGUCAGGGCAGGUCUCAUGACACCAGAAGAGCACAAGAAGUUUGAGAGCUUGAAUUCCCCCCACAACAAGUUUUGGAUCCCCUGUGUGUGGUUCUCCAACCUGGCUGUGAAGGCAAGGAACGACGGGAGGAUCCGGGACAGCGUGCUGCUCCAAGGCAUCCUGAAUGAGCUCAACACCUUGCGCAGCCAGUGCGGGCGGCUCUAUGGCUACGACUGGAUCAGCAUCCCCCUGGUCUACACUCAGGUGGUGACCGUGGCUGUUUACAGCUUCUUCCUGGCCUGUCUGAUUGGGAGGCAGUUCCUGGACCCAGAGAAAGCCUACCCUGGCCACGAGCUGGAUCUCUUCGUGCCUGUGUUCACGUUUUUGCAGUUCUUCUUCUAUGCUGGCUGGUUAAAGGUGGCCGAGCAACUCAUCAACCCCUUUGGGGAGGACGAUGAUGACUUUGAAACCAACUGGCUCAUCGACAGGAACCUGCAGGUCUCCCUUAUGGCAGUGGAUGAGAUGCAUCAGGAUUUACCCAUUCUGGAGAAGGAUCUGUACUGGAACGAGCCUGAUCCCCAGCCACCCUACACCGCAGCCACUGCCGAGUACAAGAGGCCGUCCUUCCUUGGCUCAACUUUUGACAUCAGCAUGCAGAAAGAAGAGAUGGAGUUCCAGCCCCUGGAGCAAAUCAAAGAGAAUGAGGAAGCCAACCACUCCACACCAUUACUGGGACACCUGGGUCGCCUCCUUGGUGUCCAGUCGCCGAGCUUCUCCAGGUCCUCUUCCCGGAUGAACCUGCUGCGCAGGCGAGGAGACCCCACGUCCCCCUUCUCCCAUUACACCUAUCAAGACAUGGGCAAACCUGGGAGCCCUUGCAGCAUCAGCCAGCCCAGGGGAGACUCCACCUCACAGGAGCAGUGGGACAGCGAGGACAGAAAGCUGAGGGACUUUGACGCCUUCAUGUCGACGCCGUUCUACGAGCGGCCUGGUUUCUACAGCGCUCCGCAGACCCCCAUCAGCUCCAUCCCCAUGAUCUUCCCCUCCAGGCGCCAGGGCCGCAAGAAGCCUCCUGCCCUCUCCAGCAUCGCUGCCUGCUCCACUUCCCUCAGGGAUGUCAUUGCCAGCUCCUCACCUUCCCGAGCCAGUGAUGUCUACAAGAGCCAGAGCUCCCUGGGCUCUGCUGCCAAGGAGACCUUUGUUUGGCCGACGGAUCGCAGCAAAGGUCCUGACGCGCUGCCUGGGACGGUGGAAGGAAGGAGCAACUCCAACGGUAGAGGCAGAGAAGCUGCCGCCACAGCAAGCCCAGGAGCCCAGUCCACAGCAUCAGGCAGCCCUAAAUUCCCCUUCCUAGCAGAAUCCCCAGACCAUGAGAAGCAGGGAAGCUUCAAGAGUCUGAAGAGCUUGAAAGCUUCCCACCCACCCUGGCUGACCCUGGAGAACACAGCAUCAGCCACCCCCAAUUCAGAGCACUCCAGUGCCUUUCACACCCCCAGUAACAAAACCCCUGGGGGCAGCACCUCCCUCUGCUUCUCCUUCACUCCUGUAACAUCUCCAGUGCUGGAGAGAUCCCACAUGGCAAACAUGGGCCCUGACACUUGCAGCCUCAGUUUAGAAGACGCAGCCAGCGCUCCAGACCAGCUUCCAGCAGAGAUGUCCAGGAACACAAGGGAUACUGGAAAUGGAAGCUCUAAUACACCCCCCACAAAAGAGCCAAGCAGAGCAGAGAGUCCAUCCCCCAAUGACUCUGGCAUCUCUCUAGCUGAAGGUGACUACGUGGGGCUGAUGGAAGUGAUCAUGGAGACCAGUGAAAGCACAUGUGAAGAGCAGCUAGAUCACUACAGCUAGAGGAGACCAAGAGGCACACACAGUUCCAUGGAGAUACCUGCUGUGUGAUACCACUGUGUCUCCACACCUGGCCACCCUGGCACCCACCCAAGCAGGCCACUGCAGCCAAACAUCUGCUGCCAGAACAUGCACAGCUGGAGCUCAGCCUAGGCUCCAGCCAGCACCAACACACUGCUGCUGGCCUCAGGGACAGUAGCAGGCACAACUUCAGCGUUGCAACCACAAAACAAACUCCUCUAGAUUGGUAGCAAAACAAGACUUGGGAGUGUGAAGUAUUGCAGAUACCAAACAGCUCAGCAGGUACCAGCCUGAAGAACCUGGGGUGCAGCUGUAGCCCCAAAAGAGCAAUAUGGUUAACAAGGAGCCUGACCCCUCCUCACCACAGAAAGAAUUGGAGCUUGAG